AUGGCCUCCGAAAGCAACAGGAGCAGCAUGCCUGCGCUGCUCCCAACAAAGCCAGCUCUCUCAAAGUCCACCGUCGCCGAGGUCAUCAAGGCUCUCGAGGUUGCACAUCCCCUCAAGGCAUCACACAUGUGCGCACUCCUGGCCACCUACCCAACACUCGGCAAGGACACGGUGAUACUUCAUCCCUCUUAUUUUGACAUGGCACCUCCCUCCACCGACUCGUAUGUCCCUCACCAACCGCUCCCCUCAAACAAGGUGUUCCUGGCGCCCCUUCAGCACCUCAAUCCCAACCACUGGUCAGUGGUGAGGAUACAACGAGAUGUUGCACAUACAACCAUCAUCAGCCGUCACUACGACCCAAUCCCCUCUCCACAUCGCCUCCAGGACGUUGAGCGUAUGAUGAAGCUCUGGGCAAAACUCCAUCACCCUAACUGGGAUGUGAGAGUGUCAGAAGUUACCGGCCCCAAGGCUGCUACCUCGGCCCUUAGUGGUCUUUACGCCGUGCUAGGGACUGAUGAGUUUCCAGCCAACUGCAGCUUCGCUCCGACUUGGGGGCCCAAGUCACCACAGAGCGCUGUCGUUGCCGCCCUGGAGCGGUAUGAGAGAGCCGCCUCAGCGGACAGCGGGGUGAGUAUGGAUGAGGAGGACGCUUCAAAAGCACCUUCAAGCAGUCAAUCCUCAAAAGGUGGCGCCGCGAAGAAGGGCAUCGGCAUUGGUACUGCAAAGCGCACCAAGGGUUCUCUGGUUCGGAAGCUUGUUAAGGAGAAGAGUCCCGUUACCACACCAAAGAAGGCAUCACCUUUACUCUCCGCAAAGAAUCUACCCCCGAAGCCAAAGGUCCCUGGCACUCCCCAGUCCGAGCAGAAGGCGCAACUCCCGGACACACCAAAACCGAAAGCUCCUGUCACUCCUGUCACCGAACAGAAGCCAUCGUUCAACAGUCCAAAGCACAAACUCCCUGUUACUCCCCAGUCUGAGCUGAAGCAGCUACCUACCAACAGCUCAAAGCUCAACAUCCUGACCAACAUCGACAACAAAACCACCACCCUCCCCCCUACGCCGUCAACCAAGAGACCAAGAUCUGAGACUCUCUCAGAGAACCCCUUGGGGAUCUCUGAGUCACCCGUCAAGAAGAGAUGUACCCCUGAAAACCGGGAUACAAGUGGGACAAUCCAGAGCAUCGGCACCUUCAUCCAAGGGCUUUCCUUCCCUUCACCCGAGCAGGCCGCGGCAGACAUGGAAGGCAGUGACACGGUCAUGAUGGCUGCCAAGUCAAGACUACAGGAGGCGUUGGAGGAGCAAAAUACAUGCUCUCUGGAGUACGCAGAAAGGUUCAAGACCUGCAACCAGCACGAAAACGACUGGAAAGUCUUGGCGCAAAAGAUUGCACAGGACACCAAGAGCCUAGAGAACUGGUUCAAGGACAUGCCAACCAUGAACACCAUGACAUCGGAACAAUGCGAGCAGAUCCACAAAGCCUUCGAGUCGAACCUUGACCAGCACCGCAACACACUAAAGGAGAAGCACGCCAAGAUGGAGAGUUCCCAGAUGCUGCUCAAGUCGGCUCAGGAGGUAUGGGACGCCAACAAGAUCAAGGUAGCCGAGUUGGAGAUUGCAUUUGCGGAGAAGGAGGCAGAGUAUCGCGAGUUUAUGAAGCGAAAGGAUGUUGCCAAGUUCAUUUCCGAGUUUGGCGACAAGUUUGGUGCUCUCAAGGCCAAGUGGGAGACUUGA
Fusarium vanettenii 77-13-4 is the source of this 1731-nucleotide messenger RNA. RefSeq lists its product as uncharacterized. The transcript has 2 exons. Lineage: Eukaryota; Fungi; Ascomycota; Sordariomycetes; Hypocreales; Nectriaceae. Bases 1 to 1731 code for a protein of 576 amino acids. The record is from RefSeq and is a predicted model, not a curated record.